Molecule: messenger RNA, 3057 nt
Organism: Mucor velutinosus
Lineage: Eukaryota; Fungi; Mucoromycota; Mucoromycetes; Mucorales; Mucoraceae
Exons: 12
Coding region: 1-3057 (1018 amino acids)
Biological process (GO): ribosomal large subunit export from nucleus; ribosomal small subunit export from nucleus; protein export from nucleus
Cellular component (GO): nucleus; cytoplasm
Molecular function (GO): small GTPase binding; nuclear export signal receptor activity
Source: RefSeq, a predicted model, not a curated record
AUGAUGAGUAUACCUUUCAAUGUCAAAGAGUUCGAUACCAUAGUGCAAGCAUUUUAUGAGGGAAAGAACAGCACCGAGAGACAAAAAGCACAAACGGUACUGACAGAGUUUCAAAGCGAUGCAUCAUCAUGGCAGUUGGUGGAUAAGAUUCUUGAGCAAUCCAACUGUCUACAGUCCAAGUUUAUUGCACUUGGUGUGUUGGAAGACUUUAUUAAAGUGCGCUGGAACACGAUCCCUAUAGAGCAGAGAGUUGUGAUGCGAGACUACAUUGUCAAAGCAAUCAUCCAGCUGUCAUCAAAUGAAACGACGCUUAGAUCUGCCGUUUUGAACAAAUUUGAUCUUGUGUUGGUUCAGAUUGUCAAGAAAGAUUGGCCACAGUACUGGCCAUCCUUCAUUCAAGAGAUAGUAGACUCCAGUGUAUCUAAUGUGCAUCUAUGCGAAAAUAAUAUGAAGAUCUUGAGAUAUUUAAGCGAAGAGGUGUUUGACUUUUCUGUAGACCAUAUGACAGUGGCUAAAAUGCACAAGCUGAAAGAUCAGAUGGUAAAUGAAUUUGGAUCUAUAUUCGAUUUAUGCAAGACGAUACUGGCUCAAAAGGAUACAAACGCACACUUGACCAAGGCGACUUUGGAAACACUGCAGAAGUUUAUAUGCUGGAUUCCCGUACAAUUUGUAUACCAACAGGAUCUAGUCCAGCUACUGCAAGCAAAUAUCAAAGGAGACCAAAGAAAUCUGGCCCUUCAAUGCUUUGCAGAAAUCAUUAGUUUGGAUCAUGUUGACAGCCAGCAAUACAGUGACAUUAUAUUCAGUAUCUAUACGACCGUUUGCUCAGAAAUUGCCAAUACUAUCUCGAAAGAAUCAGACAUAGCUCAGCAAUAUAUUGAAUCAGACAGCUACGAUCAGGAUUUCAUACAAGUGCUGGCGACUUUCUUGACAACUAUGCUCUCAAAGUACAGAUUACUCAUUGAGGGAUUGAACGGCGGAGAAACGAGUGUACAUGAAAUGCUGUUUGUCUUGCUAAAGAUCUCCCAAGUGCCCGAGCGAGAAGUGUGGAAGAUUUGCCUUGAAUAUUGGGGAAAAUUGGCAUAUGAUGUACUUCAAGAUACAAAUCAUGGACAAACAACACCUUAUCAGGAUAUAUUGAAGCAACUGUGUUCCAUCAUGGUUCAAAACAUGGUAAAACCAGACGACGUAUUUGUCAUUGAGAACGACGAAGGAGAAAUCAGCCGAGAAUUCAUUAAACAGAGCGAUACAACUGCAUUAUCAAAAUCCAUGCGUCAUGUGUUUGGCUUGCUUACAACCUUAGAUCCAACCUAUGUUCAGUCUUUGAUUCGAGAACAGCUCAAGCAACUGCAACUAGAUGGUGCAAGUGCAAUUUGGUCAUGGGAUCAGCUAUUUCGUAUCUGUUGGGCUAUUGGUAUGAUGUCUGGCGCCAUCUCAGAACAACAAGAGAGCCAGUUUCUUCAAACUGUGUUGACAGGAGAUCUGUAUCAGCUUUUACAAAAAGAAGAGACGGCCGGCAAUCUUGACCAGCAGUGGGUUGUAGCAUCAUGCAUGCUUUAUAUUGCUACCCAGUAUCCUCACUUUCUCAAGUCAACUUGGACAUUCACGUCUUGGUUACUGCAAAGGGUGUUUUCAUACAUGCAAUGUCAGCAAGACGGCCUGAAAGAAAUGGCUUGUGAUUCGUUCUUAAAGAUAUGUCAAGGCUGUAAAGAUGAAAUGGUGGUUUCUCAUCAGCUAGCGAGUGGAGAAUACUCUGGUUGUGUUCUGGAGACAGUGCUCACUGACCUGAAACGGUUGACUAGUCAAUUAAACUCACAUCAGAUAUGUAUUCUUUACGAAGCUGUGGGCACCAUGAUAUCAGCAACAUCAGACGUGCAAUUGCAGGGUCGAUACAUACACUCUCUCAUGGAGAUACCCAAUGAAAUGAUCAAGCAGUCAAUGGCAAACAUCAAUGCAACAAGCUCAAUGAAAACGAUUAUCAACACGAUCAAAGCCAACAUCGUGGCUUGCAGACCUGUUGGACCUAUCUUUCGGGAGCAGUUGCAGCAUUUGACACCCAUUCUCGUGGAGUGCUAUACAGUCAUCGGCCAACAAAUACAAGCACGAGGACCACAAGAGCAACUUUAUCUGCGAGCAAGACAGCUCAUCGUAGAACUACUCGAGACGUUCAUUCUAUCCAACGACAGAUUGGAUAUUCAAGACCAAACCAUGCUGACCAGUUUACUGACAGUGAUUCUGAUGGACUAUAAAAAUUCAACCAAGCCUGAAGCGAGGGAGCCCAAUGUAUUGGGGUUACUGACAUGUCUAUUUGAGAAGAUGCAGGACCCUAUAUGGCCUGAUUUGUUAAAGGAAACCAUUGAUAUUGUAUUUGUAGCGACGUUACCCAUGAUCACUGCCAACUUUGUGGAUUAUCCAGAGUGUCGACAUGAAUUCUAUCGACUCCUCAAAGUCUUGAACAAGAGAUGCUUCAUCGACUUGUUCCAAUCAUCGCAGCUAUUCCAAGUCAACAUGGACAGUAUCAUGUGGGGCACCAAGCACACCAUUCGAGAUAUCUCACAGAUAGCACUUCAAACUUGUCUUCAUAUGGUCAGCGAAGUGUCACAGAUGGAGGACGAAGACGUCUCCAGCCAGUUCUUUGAGACCUAUUAUGUGCGUAUUCUUACUGACAUAUUGGAAGUUCUGGUAGAUCCUGACUGUAGAAAUGGAUUUAAUUAUCAAAGCCAAAUCCUUGCUCGAAUGCUUGAAUUGGUGCAAGAGGGAGAGAUUUACACUAGACUGUUCAACCCAGAUCAAGUAUCCAAUCCUUUGAUGUCUAAUGUAGAAUUCCUGCAACAGUAUGUGCUGGAUUUGCUAUGCAAUGCUUUCCCACUACUACACAGAGACCAGAUCGAGGUCCUCGUCAUGGGCAUGUUUGAAUACAGCGGAGAUCUGCAAAGGUUCCAAAAUGAUAUUCGAGAUUUCCUCAUUGACAUUAGAGAAGUCAAUGAUGAAAGCGAGGGCAAGCAAAAGGCCCAAGACGAACUGAACGCAGAAUUGGAGUUAUUGCGAGGUUUAUAA